Molecule: messenger RNA, 1158 nt
Organism: Cornus florida
Lineage: Eukaryota; Viridiplantae; Streptophyta; Magnoliopsida; Cornales; Cornaceae
Product: protein Dr1 homolog
Exons: 6
Coding region: 237-710 (157 amino acids)
Molecular function (GO): protein heterodimerization activity
Source: RefSeq, a predicted model, not a curated record
UUAUUCUCCGUGGCUCCAAAACGGACGAAUCCAACGCGCUACAUAGGCGCGUGAGUAAUCGUUGCUCAACGCGCUUUAGAGAAAUUUGCCCUAAUCGCCUGCGAACUCUCUAUACUUCUCUCUCUAUAUUUCUGCAACACCGAUCCUCUAUUUUAAUUCGAAUUCGAUUAUUUACGGUCGCUUGAUUUGUCACCAAUAUCUCUUGUUGAUCGUCAGAUUUCACAAUCUAGGUUAGGAUGGAACCUAUGGAUAUCGUUGGGAAGUCGAAAGAGGAUGCUUCGCUUCCAAAAGCAACUAUGACUAAGAUCAUAAAGGAGAUGUUGCCUCCAGAUGUUCGUGUUGCAAGAGAUGCUCAAGAUCUUUUAAUCGAGUGUUGUGUAGAGUUUAUAAACCUUAUUUCGUCAGAGUCCAAUGAAGUUUGUGGCAGACAAGAGAAGAGAACAAUUGCACCAGAGCAUGUACUCAAGGCUCUUGAGGUUCUUGGUUUUGGGGAAUACAUUGAAGAGGUCUAUGCUGCAUACGAACAACACAGGCUUGAAACAAUGGACUCCAUAAAAGGUGGGAAGUGGAGCAAUGUUGCCGAAAUGACUGAGGAAGAAGCAUUGGCCGAGCAGCAGAGGAUGUUUGCAGAGGCAAGAGCAAGAAUGAACGGUGUGGCAACAAUCCCAAAACAAUCGGACCCUGAGCCACGAAUGGAUGACCAGCUUUAGGACCCUUUUGUUCUCUUGAACCAUAGGCAAGAAUCAUCGACUUCCAUCUGUGUUUCUUCAGGAUCUGCGCUUGUUCCGUCUUAUUUAUGUACAUAAGCCCUUGCUAGAUACAUGGCGGCAUCUCUAGGUUCGAAUUAAAUGUGCUCUAUGAAUAUCUAUUUAUAUUUAUUGUGUAACUAGUUUGUUCCAUUUGCCUCCAUUUCAGUACAAUGUUGCUUGCUUGUAUAAAAAAUCUAGGAAGAUGUUAUUUCCAGUUCAAAAGGGUGCAUGCAUCGCUGUUACCGGCCCUCCCUAUAAUUUUCAAUCGGAACUUUGCAGAGUAGGCAGUUGGUAGAAUUGCUGAAUAUGUUAUUUAAUUACUACUAAUAAUGGUUUCCAAGCUUGAACAAUGUUUAAUCCGAAUAGACUACAAUGUUUUAAUUAUGAUUUGCAAAUUUUGGUUCCAUUA